CUACGUACCAGCUCCGACUCUCUUCGACGUCGCUACUACACUGGACUAUUAUUUCGUUUUCUGUUUCUUUUCUCUUUGAAUUUUUUUUAUACGUACUUGGGUUUUUCUAUCCGCAGUUUCUUCUUUCUUUUGCCUCCUUUCUAAACCGCCCCUGUUUGAAAUUGGCACCAUGUCGACCAGCGAGUACACACCAAAGUUCGCGCCUUUCUUCUCCUUUGCGGGAAUUGCGUCUGCAAUGAUUUUCGGGUCAAUGGGAGCAGCAUAUGGGACAGCUAAGGCCGGGAUUGGUAUUUCGGGUGUCGGGACGUUCAGACCGGAUCUGAUCAUGAAGUCCCUGAUUCCCGUCGUCAUGUCCGGUAUCAUCGCAGUUUACGGCCUCGUCAUUGCGGUUCUCAUCGCAGGAGAUAUGUCCCCACCGAUAGGAACAACACCACCCACCAGCUUGUAUACAUCAUUCAUGCACCUCGCAUCGGGACUGUCGGUUGGUCUUGCGGGUGUGGCCGCAGGAUAUACCAUUGGGAUUGUCGGAGACGCGGGUGUUCGCGCGUAUAUGCAACAAUCCCGGGUUUAUGUUGGAAUGAUCCUUAUCUUGAUUUUUGGCGAAGUUCUGGGUCUCUACGGUUUGAUUGUCGGUCUGAUUUUGAACUCGAAGAGCAAGCCUUGAAUUGCACCUGCCAUAUCAAAUGAUCGGUUGCUCUCAUUCGUCAUUCUGCCUUGUUCUGUCGUUCGAUUAUCGUGAAAAUGGACCAUGUAUUAUGUACUCGUCGGCCGGAUAUUGGCAUUCUCCGAUGCUCGCACUAUAUUAAACUUCCAGACCCUGGUAGUGGUAAUCAUCAUAUGGACAAGGAUAUGGUCUACUAGCCCGGGUGUCAACGGAGAAUCGGAUGAGUUCCAUCAAACAUUGCUUUGACGCAAGAUAAUGUACCUUUGCCACCGGUUUGUCAUGGCUCUUUUUCAUGCGGCAUGAGGAUUAAUUUGUCUAGACCUUUUGUGAUGCAGUUGUAUAUUUAUACCAUGGUAACCCCCCGAACGAUUCAGAUGAUAACAAUAAUGCCAUUCACAGUAUCGCAUACUCGAUUCCAACCAGCAUGACGAUACUAGAGGUGCUCUGUACUAUAAAAAGCAAUAAAUGUAAGAUGAGGA
This is a messenger RNA of Aspergillus glaucus CBS 516.65, 1143 nucleotides long. Its product is annotated as V-type proton ATPase proteolipid subunit. NCBI's taxonomy places the organism in Eukaryota, Fungi, Ascomycota, Eurotiomycetes, Eurotiales, Aspergillaceae. Gene Ontology annotation, cellular component: proton-transporting V-type ATPase, V0 domain. Gene Ontology annotation, molecular function: proton-transporting ATPase activity, rotational mechanism. The record is from RefSeq and is a predicted model, not a curated record. The coding region runs from base 170 to 664 and encodes 164 amino acids. Gene Ontology annotation, biological process: proton transmembrane transport. The transcript has 8 exons.